This is a messenger RNA of Macroventuria anomochaeta, 1039 nucleotides long. RefSeq lists its product as uncharacterized. The coding region runs from base 1 to 552 and encodes 183 amino acids. NCBI's taxonomy places the organism in Eukaryota, Fungi, Ascomycota, Dothideomycetes, Pleosporales, Didymellaceae. The transcript is spliced from 4 exons. The record is from RefSeq and is a predicted model, not a curated record.
AUGGGCAAGACCCAUGUGGACUCACCUUGUGGGCUAGGCUUAGAGCCUAGGAGCAGCUCCUCCGACUUCACUUCUUUAAACUGGUGUCAAGGCCUGCUCUUGGGCCCGUCGAUCACGCGCAUACAGAAGCGCCAGGUACCCGACCAACAUGAUGACGUGUCCAACACGCUCUUCACCAAAAUGCUAUUCACCGAUGAAGCGUUGAGGGCAUUUCUGUCUAUGGCUGUGUUCACUGAGAAUACAUCCUCGAUCAACGAGGGCGCAAAACAGGGUCAACCAGCCGUGCUAGGGUCGUCCAUACUGUCGAAGGAAGAGCAGCGAGCGACGCUGUUGGAUCAGGUGAUGUGCACGCUCAUCUCGUAUGUUUACGAUAACACCUGCGCAACCGCCGAUUUGAACGUAAAGCACAAAGCAGCAGUAACGACACCAUGUGUGUUGCUCUGUCGAGCGAAGGUGGUCAAGAAGAAGGGCCAGUGGAUCGAGUCAGUAGGCUGGGUCGAAGAUGGGCAGGGCAAGGUCUUCGCAGAGAGUAAGGGCGCGUUUGUCAUUUAAAAAAAAAGAGCGUAAUUGCAGCAGCUGUGAGGAUCUAGCCAAGCGCCUGAGAUCUGCGUGCGAGUACUGGAAGGAUUAGUGGAAACCAUACACUUUUAGAAGAGACCUUCAGCCAUUACGACAUUUCGUAACUUCCAGCGUCUAAAAUGAGUAAUCCGUUUCAUUGAGCUGUGUCAACAAACGAAGUAGUUCCGAAUUCUUGUCAGCUCUAAUGUUGAGGUUGUCGAGAUUGGGGAUAUCUUGCGAAAGAAGCUGAGCCUCCCGCUGCGCCUGGCUGGCCUGAAGGCUGACACGACCUCCAGAACACACAACUUGCAACGCUUAGCCAUCGUAAUUUGGAUUGGCUUACGAUUCGAACACGCGUUCUAUCGCUCAGAAUGCGCGUCGCGAAUGCAAAAGGCGCGGCCUGUUUCCCGGUCAAUGAAAGCUAGAGUGCGAGAGCAACAUAUAUGAACAGAAAUUCGUCGAGCUAGUUACAACCAUCCUU